AUGGGAGCAGUAAUAUCUAGAAUGAUAGCUAAUGAUGAUGGAUCAAGUUUGGCUUUAUCAGGAAAGCCAACAUUUAAUUUUAAAAAAGGUGGUGGAUUUAGACUUAGAAAUAGAUUAAGAGUGGCAUCAAAUCGAAUUCAAAAUUUUGUAAAAACAGGAUUGAAAACAACAUCUUGGGUUGUUUGGGUAACAGGAGUUUCAGUUGUUGUUUUAAUUACACCAAUUGCUUUUCAGUAUGAAAAAGAAUGCCAACUUUUUGAAAUGCAAGCUCAGUUUUUCCAAGCCCAACAAGCAGCCAAUGUACCUCAACUAAAUUAA
Plasmodium vinckei vinckei is the source of this 318-nucleotide messenger RNA. RefSeq names its product mitochondrial import receptor subunit TOM22, putative. Gene Ontology annotation, cellular component: mitochondrial outer membrane. The transcript has a single exon. Gene Ontology annotation, biological process: intracellular protein transport. The record is from RefSeq and is a predicted model, not a curated record. Lineage: Eukaryota; Apicomplexa; Aconoidasida; Haemosporida; Plasmodiidae. The coding region runs from base 1 to 318 and encodes 105 amino acids.